This is a messenger RNA of Physeter macrocephalus (sperm whale), 2992 nucleotides long. RefSeq names its product glyceraldehyde-3-phosphate dehydrogenase, spermatogenic (gene GAPDHS). Gene Ontology annotation, biological process: glycolytic process; glucose metabolic process. Gene Ontology annotation, molecular function: glyceraldehyde-3-phosphate dehydrogenase (NAD+) (phosphorylating) activity; NAD binding; NADP binding. Lineage: Eukaryota; Metazoa; Chordata; Mammalia; Artiodactyla; Physeteridae. The record is from RefSeq and is a predicted model, not a curated record. Gene Ontology annotation, cellular component: cytosol.
UGGUCCCUUUUCAGUCCUGGCUUUAUUUGCGUACGCUUUUCCCCCAUCUUGAUUAUACAUGUUAAAUUUGUCCCACUUUGUUCUGUUUUUUGGUCUUGGUUCAUUGAAAUUUCCCCAGCUGUACACUCAGUUCAUUUUCAGCUCCACCUUUCCUGGGCCAUCCAAGCAGGAGGGCUUCACCCUUACUCUGUGCCAUGGCAGGUGCUUAGCAAACUCAGUUCUCAUGGAGGUCUGGGGAAAGAAGAGGUUAUGUCAUUCUGCCCCUUCUUGCUUCCACACCUCUCUCUGGGAUGAUGACUCCUUCCUGGCCUAAACCCCACAGCCCCUAAAUCUUGGUCACAGCUGUAUGCCAACUGGCCCUGCAGGUGAAGGUGCCUGCCUGUGUGUCACAGAUAUGCAAGCAAGCCCCCACCUCCCAUGCUUUGGGGAACGGGGGCCAUCUGUCUAUGUGUUCUUCCCCUAAUGUUUACUGAAAGCCUGCUUUGUGUCAGGCACAGUUCUAGGAGCUGGAGGACAAGUGGUGAACAAAACAGAAAAGAGUGGGCCCAACAGGGAGACAAUGAACAAGUAAGUCAGAAACUAGAUCAUGGAAAACUACAUGAAAAACCAUAAGGAAAAGAACAGAGUGCUGUGAGAGGAUAGGACUUGGGGGUUGCUCUAAGAUUGGAGAUCAGAAGAAACCUCAGGAGGUGACAUUUAUUCAUUCAUUCUGGUAUUAUUCAUUGAGGGAGUACCUUUCAAGUGCCAAACAUUCUUCUAGUCAACAGGUAUAAAAGUGAAGAAGGCAUGGGCUUCCCUGGUGGUGCAGUGGUUAAGAAUCCGCCUGCCGAUGCAGGGUACAUGGGUUCGAGCCCUGGUUCAGGAAGAUCCCACGUGCCACGGAGCAACUAAGCCUGUGCACCACAACUACUGAAGCCCGCGUGCUUAGAGCCUGUGCUCUGCAACAAGAGAAGCCACCAGAAUGAGUAGGCCCCGCUCGAUGCAACUAGCGAGAGCCCACGCGCAGCAACGAAGACCCAAUGCAGCCAAAAAUAAAUAAAAUAAAUAAAUUUAAUUAAUUAAUUAAUUAAUUAAAAAACAAAAACUGAUUUUCUAAAAAAAAAAGUGAGGAAGGCAGACAAGCACUCUUUAGUGGGCAGAGACAACUGGCAAGCUAACAAAUGAAUAAACAGGAUGACUUUCAGGGAGACAUAUGCUGCGUGGAAAAUAAAAGAGUGUAACCCUAGAGCACUUUUGCACAUUGGAAUAUUUAACCCAGGAUGGGAAGUCAGACAAGGCUUCCGGACGAUGGGCAGACAGAGGGAGUGGGGGUGAUGGCAAAUGGUGACUGAGAAAGGAGAGAACUUUAGAUGUGGGGUUAGGAGGGCCUCUCUUAAAGGGUGGCACCUGAGGGAAACCAAGAGGCAGCCAAGGGAAGACCUGGGUAGGCCUUCCAGCCACAAAGAAAUAGCUAGGGUAACUAUCCAGAAGAGGGUCCAGAAAGGCAUGGAGCCAGUGUGCCCAAGGAGAAGAAAGAAGAAAGAAGACAGCAGAGAAAGGGCUUUGAAGAGCAGUGUAAAAUGUUGGAUUCCAUUCUAGACGCCAGGGGUGGGCGUGGAACGGUGGUACACGGCCACACGUCUCGACUGGGAGGGGGCCUUCGCGCCGCCUCCUCUUGUGACGUCACUGGACUGUGACGUCACGGCAAGAAGCUCCAGCUCCUCCAGCCCCCGAGCCCCCGUCUCGCAGUAACAUCGCGGCGGGUGCCGAGGCAGCUGGCUGGGCCAUGAAACCUUAGGAGGCCAUGUCGAAACGCGACGUCACCCUCACCAAUGUCACCGUUGUCCAGCUCCUGCGACAGUCGUGCCCAGACCCCCGCCCCCAGGUUGGGAAUCAGCCUCCCGCACCACCCCCUCCGGAGCCCCAGCCAAUCAAAGAGCAAGUCCCACCACCUCCGCCUCCUGCACCUAAGAAGGUUUCUGUGGUUCGGGAGCUGACUGUUGGCAUCAAUGGUUGACUUUCGUUCCUGGACAGAUUUGGACGCGUUGGUCGCCUGGUGCUGCGUGCCUGCAUGGAGAAGGGUGUUAAGGUGGUAGCAGUGAACGAUCCGUUCAUCGACCCAGAAUACAUGGUGUACCUGUUUAAGUAUGACCCCACCCACGGCCGAUACAAGGCGAGCGUGGAAUACAGGAAUGGACGGCUGGUCGUCGGUAACAAUGAGAUCAGCGUCUUCCAGUGCAAGCAGCCCAAAGAAACCCCCUGGAAUGUCGGGAGCCCCUUUGUGGGGGAGGCCACAGGCGUGUACCUGUCCUUAGAGGAAACUACAGCCCAUAUUGAGGCAGGUGCCCCGCGUGUGGUCAUCUGUGCACCCUCUCCAGAUGCACCCAUGUUUGUCAGGGGGGUGAACGGAAAGGACUAUAACCCCGGCCCCACGAAAAUUGUCAGCAACGCGUCCUGCACCACCUACUGCCUGGCCCCCCUCGCCGAGGUCAUCCAUGAGCGAUUUGGGAUUGUGGAAGGGCUGAUGACCACAGUCCAUUCCUACACUGCCAUCCAGAAGACAGUGGAUGGGGCAUCGAAGAAGUCCUGGCGAGACGGACGGGGUGCCCACCAGAACAUCAUCCCAGCCUCCACAGGGGCUGCCAAGGCCGUGGGCAAAGUCAUCCCAGACCUCCAAGGGAAGCUGACGGGAAUGGCGUUCCAAGUGCCAACCCCAGUCGUGUCUGUUGUGGACCUGACCUGCCGCCUGGCCCAGCCUACCCUGUACUCAGACAUCAAGGAGGCCAUAAAAGCAGCAGCCAAGGGGCCCAUGGCUGGCAUCCUUGCCUACACUGAGGAUGAGGUCGUGUCCACGGACUUUGUUCGCGAUACCCAUUCAUCUAUCUUUGAUGCUAAGGCUGGCAUCGCGCUCAACGACAACUUCGUGAAGCUCAUUUCCUGGUACGACAACGAAUAUGGCUACAGACACCGAGUGGUGGACCUCCUCCGCUACAUGUUCAGCCGAGACAAGUGA